AACUGAUCUGGGAGUCUGGUUGUAAAUCCAGGAGGUCUCCUGCUGCACGACGAUGCUGCCCUUUUACGCAGCCCAGCAGAAUCCGAGGCUGGCGUCUCCAAGCCCCCGUGGAAAUCUCCGGGUGACCCCCCCCCCUUCUCACCUGCUGUUUCCCACGUUCUCGAGAGGGAGGGAGAAAUGACGCAACCCCCCAAGUGCUGCUCCUCAAACGAGGAGCACAAACAACGGAAGCAGCACAUGGGCAGAGCGGGCAGCAGACUGUUUUGCGUCUGUCGUCGUGGGAACGCAGGCGCGUGAAUGCCGGCCGGCCAGCCAGCCCCGCUCGGGGAAGAAGCACUGACCGGCCCCUCGCCGUGAGACGCGCGCGCGCGCACGAGGCUGCGCUUUCCGCUGGCCCAAGAGGGGCCCCGCCUCUACAGCCGGCCCCUUUGCGCGCGCCCGUCGUCGCGCUGGCUCGCCCCCGGAGGCGGGGCGCCCGCAGCAGGUCCAGGCCGGCAGCUCCGGCGACGCAGCCCGCAGAGCGGCCCAGCGCGGCUCCUCCGCUGGCUGGCUGGCGGGGGCGGCUGCGGGCUGCAUGCGCGGCACCGCUGCUGCAACUGGGGGCGCCGAGCGCUGCUGCUGCUGCUGCUGCUGCUGCUCUGCAUGGAGCGCCGACUGGCCGACUUCCGAGCUGCUCGCGGCGCGACCGCCGGGCCCCCGCCCGCCAAGCCCCCUCCCGAGGCCGCCGCGGCUCCGGUGACCGAAGAAGAGGCCGCCCAGCCCCGCAGGGAGGAAUCCAGCCAGAGGACGCACAGCCCCGAAGGCCCAGCCGCGUCAGCCCUGCCGCCGUGGUGGACACACUACUUCUUUGUAAAUGUGACCUUUCUGAAGUUUCUCCUGUGGCUUGUCUUGCUGGGACUCUUUGUGGAACUGGAGUUCGGUUUGCCUUAUUUUGUCCUCUCCAUGUUUUAUUGGAUCUAUGUAGGGACCCGUGGCCCUGGAGAACAACAGAGUCGAGAAAAAAGUGCUUACUCUGUGUUUAACCCAGGCUGUGAGGCUAUACAGGGAACGCUCACAGCAGAACAGUUUGAAAGGGAAUUGCAGUACCGGCCCUUGGCUGGGAGGUAGCUGUUGUCAUGCCGACUCGCCUUUUGCCUAAAACUAUGAACGUGUCCUUUUUGCUUGAAUUAAAUUGGAACAGUUUCCUGUGGCAUUUUUUCACCUUUUAAUGUAAACAAAUGUCUACAUUGUAAAUUUUUAUGAAAUCCAAAUAUUGAAAGAAGUAAAGAGAGGGCUUAUGAAAUGCAAAGGCUGAAUCAAA
Molecule: messenger RNA, 1300 nt
Organism: Sphaerodactylus townsendi
Lineage: Eukaryota; Metazoa; Chordata; Lepidosauria; Squamata; Sphaerodactylidae
Gene: SAYSD1
Product: SAYSVFN motif domain containing 1
Exons: 2
Coding region: 643-1107 (154 amino acids)
Source: RefSeq, a predicted model, not a curated record